GCCAAUUUUAGAAAAACUUUUAUGCAUGUGCAAACCCACAUACGACCGAAUUAAUUGACAGCUGUCAAGAAAACAGAUCAAAAGGUAAAUCCCUUGAAAAAGUGGAAGUCGCAGAUGCCAAUUUCUCGAUCGAGUUGCAGCUGGCACCAGUCACUUGCAUUUCUGACGUUGUGUCAUUCGUGCAGUUCGCCGUCUCAACUUUUGAACUUCGAUGCAAUAUUGCGGUCACGGCAAAAUUUCAGUAUUUUUUUUUGGGCUGUGUAACUUCUAUUGUACAUCUACUGCAACGUAGUGCAUUUUCGUAAUAAUCAUGACAGUGAAAGAUGAUUUUAGCGAUUCGUACGAGUCUCCCAGUGGCCAAAGGAGCCAAGAAGAGGAAAAUCUUGUGAUAUUUUGUAAGCAGAUGCUUAAAACACGUGUAUUUAAGGGAAGCUACCAGGAGCGACGCUACGUUGAGAGUCUACAAGGCUAUCGGGACCUGAUAGUCCUGGACAGCUGCGAACAUGAGCUGAAAAACGAUUUGAAGUACAUUCACCACAGAAUUUCAAACUUCUACAGAAAUCCGGAACUCUGGUUAGGGGUAACGCUGCCUGACAUGGUCGGUGCUCCGGCUGGUACUUGCAUUUGGACUGAUGUCGAAGGCAACCCAUUCGGAAAGUAUUGGUUCCAAAUUAGGACGAUUCGUUUCAGGACAAACGAAGUAUACAUAAAGGUGAAACCGCUGCGUUCGGUCAGUGGCGAUGCACUGUCCACUGGCAACGUAGGGUCUCAAGCCGAGAAUGAUCAUAACAUUUCAAUGGAAGGUUUGACUAAGGAGAAUAUCGUCAACUUGCUGUUAUCAUGGAAACGGGCUAUUAGCACUGGCCUAAUGAAUUUCCUAUGGAACGAUAUCAACAGGGAAAAUAUCGUGGCUGCAAUCAGGUUCACUUUUUUGCUGUUCUUGUCCAUUUUGGCUGGUUCAUUUGAGUUAAUAAAGCAUUUAGGUGUUUUUUCGAUACGACUUUUCGCCGAGGCGCGCUUGCUUUUACACACGGCUACGCCGAUUAUCUUGAAGAUAAUCGAACUGUUAGGCAAAGUUAUCGGUGGCUUCUAUAUCCUCAUAGCUAUGAUUUGGCGUGAUCUAACUGGUUCCCGUGCUAGAGAAGUACCCAGAGGGUUGGCACCGCCAAGGAAUCAGUAUCAAGCAAUCUCUAAUAGACCAUUUUAUAUAAAUAAAAGAGCAUUUUAAAUUAUUCACGAGAUCAUUUUAAGUAAAUGAAAUUUUUGUAUAAAUACGCUUACCACUAUAAGUUUAAGUAUAUUGGUUGUCACGUUAACAUGUUUACAUACAUAAUUAUGUAAAUGGAUCUGUUUUCCCUUUUUGUAUAAUGUGAUGGAAUAAAUAAUCACUGAAAUGUGGGUAAA
Hermetia illucens (black soldier fly) is the source of this 1404-nucleotide messenger RNA. RefSeq lists its product as uncharacterized. The transcript is spliced from 3 exons. The coding region runs from base 311 to 1228 and encodes 305 amino acids. The record is from RefSeq and is a predicted model, not a curated record. Lineage: Eukaryota; Metazoa; Arthropoda; Insecta; Diptera; Stratiomyidae.